CGCUUAACAAUCGUCUAAAUAGCAGAAUAAACAUAAACGGUGGAAUGAAUACGAAUGUUAACACUGUUUGACGGCGUUUACUUCCUUUUUAAACAACUGUUGUGUUUCGUGUCUGUACUUUUAUUGAAACCAGCUGUUUUUCGUCCGGAUAAUGAUGCUGAAUUUGCACGUAUCCGUUAAGUUUACACGGGUUCCUGCUGCUGACAUAAGCGGGUCCCGCUGAAGCAGGCGGCGGGGCAAAUCUGAAGUCACAAGACUUCCUGGAGCUAAGCGGUUGUUAUCUCCUGUAAAGGGUCCAGAACCAUGGAGAACCCCGGAUACCGAACCGGGAGCUAUGAUACCCUUCAUCACUCCAGUGAUGAUGAUGACGACGAGAUGGUGGACAUCGCAGGUGCCACGCUGGACUUCUCCACAACGGACGACAUACCUUCUCUCAGCUCAGGGUUUGAGGGCCAUAGCAGCAGAAGAGCUAGUACCAAUGGAAUUGGCCCAACACAUUUAGUGGAUCCACUGGAGGAGCCGGUGCCCGGACUGGGAACAUAUGAAGACUUCAACACUAUAGACUGGGUCAGAGAGAAGAGCAAGGACCGGGACAGGCACAGAGAGAUCACCAAUAAGAGCAGAGAGUCGACUGUAGCGCUGCUGCACAGAAUUAGUGAUGCCUUCUCUGGAUGGCUGCUUAUGCUGCUUGUUGGACUCAUGGCAGGAGCCUUAGCGGGCGGGAUUGACAUUGCAGCCCAUUGGAUGACUGACUUGAAAGGCGGGGUGUGUCUCGUUGGCUUCUGGUUCAACCAUGAGCACUGCUGCUGGACGUAUAACGAAACAUUCCAGGAGAGGGACCGCUGUCCACAGUGGAAGAGCUGGGCUGAACUCAUCACAGGAACUUCAGAGGGUGCAUUCCCGUACAUAAUGGACUACCUGAUGUACAUAUUCUGGGCGUUGCUCUUCUCUUUCUUGGCGGUGACGCUGGUCCGGGCUUUUGCACCAUAUGCAUGCGGCUCAGGAAUACCAGAGAUUAAAACCAUCCUCAGUGGUUUCAUCAUUCGUGGUUACCUGGGAAAGUGGACCCUGAUCAUCAAGACCAUCACCCUGGUUCUGGCCGUCUCUUCUGGGCUUAGUUUAGGGAAGGAGGGCCCUCUGGUCCAUGUGGCCUGUUGCUGUGCAAACAUCCUCUGUCAUCUAUUCACCAAGUACCGCAAGAAUGAGGCCAAACGGCGAGAGGUUUUAUCAGCUGCAGCUGCAGUGGGAGUUUCGGUGGCGUUUGGUGCUCCUAUAGGAGGAGUCCUGUUUAGUUUGGAGGAGGUGAGUUAUUACUUCCCCCUGAAGACGCUCUGGCGUUCCUUCUUUGCGGCACUGGUGGCAGCUUUCACUCUGCGCUCCAUCAACCCUUUUGGGAACAGCCGCUUGGUCCUGUUCUACGUGGAGUUUCACGCUCCCUGGCAUCUGGUGGAGUUGGCCCCUUUCAUCCUGCUGGGUAUAUUUGGGGGCCUCUGGGGGGCACUGUUUAUCAAGGCCAACAUUGCCUGGUGCAGAAUACGGAAAACCACUCGCCUCGGCCACUAUCCCAUCAUGGAGGUGCUGGUCGUUGCUGCCUUAACCGCUCUGGUUUCCUACCCAAACAGUUACACGAGGAUGAGUGGUUCCGAGCUCAUUUCCGAGCUGUUCAAUGACUGCUCUCUGCUGGACUCCUCUCAGCUGUGUGGCUAUGAGCAGCCAGCAAACAUGUCAGAAACCGGAGCAGGAAACAGCCUUGCUGACCGGCCAGCAGGCCCAGAGCUCUACACGGCUCUGUGGCAGCUGGCUCUGGCGCUCAUCUUCAAGAUGAUGAUCACCGUCAUCACUUUCGGCAUGAAGGUUCCUUCAGGUCUCUUCAUCCCCAGCAUGGCAGUGGGAGCCAUAGCAGGCAGGCUGCUGGGCGUGGGCAUGGAGCAGCUGGCCUACUACAACCACGACUCCAUCCUCUUCAGGGGGUGGUGCUCUGCAGGGGCAGACUGCAUCACUCCCGGGCUUUACGCUAUGGUUGGAGCUGCUGCAUGUUUAGGUGGAGUUACUCGCAUGACAGUGUCACUGGUCGUCAUCAUGUUCGAGCUGACUGGCGGCCUGGAGUACAUCGUCCCUCUGAUGGCUGCAACCAUGACCAGCAAAUGGGUGGCCGACGCCUUUGGGAGAGAAGGAAUUUAUGAGGCUCACAUCAGGCUUAAUGGCUACCCAUUUCUGGAGGCAAAGGAAGAGAUUGACCACAACAGCCUGGCUGUGGAUGUGAUGACACCCAGGAGAGGAGACCCUGCGCUCACAGUGCUCACACAGGAGGGCAUGACUGUGGGUGAGGUGGAGAGCUUGAUUGAGAGCACUCGCUUCAGUGGCUUCCCCGUGGUCCUCUCUCAGGAGUCCCAAAGGCUUGUGGGAUUUGUCCUCCGAAGGGACUUGCUCAUAUCCAUUGACAACGCCCGGAAGCGUCAGGACGGAAUCGUCAGUGCCUCCCAGGUGGUAUUUACCGAGCACCUCCCACCGCUGUCUCCUGAGGCUCCGCCUCCACUGCCCCUCAGAGGCAUCAUGGACCUCAGCCCCUUCACGGUUACAGACCACACCCCUAUUGACAUCACUGUGGAUAUCUUCAGGAAAUUGGGGCUACGCCAGUGUCUAGUUACACAUAAUGGGAAACUGCUGGGCAUCAUCACGAAAAAGGACGUGCUCAAACACAUGGCACAGAUUGCCAACAGAGACCCUGACUCCAUCCUCUUCAACUGAGCUUCAUCGUCAGAAGAAGAAACGAGCUUUACCUCAUCAAACCUGUGAAGGCACAGACACUUGAUCUUCAUUUGCACAACUGAACUAUGGACAAAGAAAUUUGUCAGUAAUUUGGAGACAUUUUUGGCUCCAUAAUGUACCACUCCAAAAACAAAACAAUGCAUUAACAGAGACUUGUUCAGAUUAUUAAAGGAAAAGAGUUUAAAUGAAGAUUAUUUCACAUUUUAUUUUUGGCAUUCUUGUUUCCUCUUUUUUCUUUUUUCAAAAGCUAUUUGAAUAGAUGUUGCCAUCAGCUGUCCUCUUUUUCCUGUGAUUUUAACCUUCAUUUUGCUUCUCCUGAACACUUGAUACUAACAUGAAGGAAGAGAAGUUGAUGUCCCAUGAUGCAUUGCAAGAACUUCAAAGGGAAGGAAGAGAAAAUACUGGGAGAUUUAGAUAGUGGGGGGCAUCCCCCUCCAGCUCAGACAGAGCCCCCGAAGCAGGCCAAGUGGCUCUGACGCAAAGGAUCCUGGGUAAAGUGGUAUGCACGAGUGUGCCGGGAGCAGUGCAGUCUGGGAACUCCCCAUUCCUGCCUUUUCUUAGAGACGCUUGAGAUUUGUUAAAAAAAAAAAAGCCUGGGAACUCUUCCAUGUUUUUGGGCCUCUCAGACCGGCGGUAGUGAUCAGGUUCCAGAAGUUUGUGGCGUUUCCGAGCUGCUGGAAGUAAGAAUCGCAACAAUUAUUUAUGUAAAUGUGAAAUGAUUUGUCUUAGUAAAUUAUUCCACCUGA
Molecule: messenger RNA, 3515 nt
Organism: Oryzias latipes (Japanese medaka)
Lineage: Eukaryota; Metazoa; Chordata; Actinopteri; Beloniformes; Adrianichthyidae
Gene: clcn5b
Product: chloride channel, voltage-sensitive 5b
Biological process (GO): transmembrane transport; chloride transport
Cellular component (GO): early endosome; plasma membrane; Golgi apparatus
Molecular function (GO): voltage-gated chloride channel activity
Source: RefSeq, a predicted model, not a curated record